AAUUACCAAGUGUGGGCCCACAUAGUAACAUUUUUUUCUCUCAAGGAAUGCCUUGGCCUACACUCCUAUGGACAUAAAAGUGUGACGAACUUACCACAAUAUAACAUGGUCUUAAAUAGGGCAAAACUAACUUUAGUCUUUUGUCACUCUCAAGUUCAACUACCACCCCAAAAUAAAUUUGGAUCAAUAACACACUUCUAAAAUGGUAUUCACAUUUUGCUAUCUUCUGCACCAAUUCAACAAGUACAGUUAUACCUCUAAAGAAGAAUGGCUUGGUUCAGUUGGCUAUCGAAAACUGACCUCGAUCCUUGUCUUGUUUACGAGUACGCCCUCACCUUCACCCACAAUGAGCUCGGCCAGGACGACAUUGCCUACUUCAGCCACGAGUUCCUGCAGAGCAUGGGCAUCUCGAUAGCCAAACACCGGUUGGAGAUACUCAAGCUAGCGAGGAAGAACAAGGGGAUGAGGACCAUACACCCGAUUUUGUGGCUCAUGUUCGCAGUCAAGCAAACUAGGAAGUACGUGGUCAAACACAUUCAGGCACUGCUGCAUCACCAACGCUCGCCUCUUUUGGUCGUCCCGUCGAGAAACCACAGCCUCAGAUGGAAGGUGUCAAUGCUGCAGAGGAACAAGAGGCUGAGGGCUCCCCUGGGCGAGGCAGAGUGGCCGAAGAUAGGGAGUGACAGUCCCAGGUUCGUGUCUGACCCUGGGAUUUUGAUGCUGACAAACGAGAGCCCCAUGGCUGGCUCUCAAAGCUCAGGCUCAACUCAGAGCUCAGUUCGGGUCGAGUCUGACGCCAAUGCUGAGUCGGACCAUAUCAUGACAGCAGAAGCACUGGUUAACCCUUGGAACAGCAGCUUUUCAAGAACUACUAUACAUUCUCCAGAUAUGGAUUAUUGGUCGAGUAGCACAGAAAUCAAGUGGGAUUCGAUGUUCAAGAACUUGAAGCCAACGUGAAUGUAAGGUACCUUUCUACUGCAGCAGGACGUAGCUUUGGGCCUCUGAAACCGAUCCUCCUCUGUUGAAUUUCCCCCCUCCUGUAAUAAGAAAGAUCCAUGUAUGGCGAACCGAGUGGAAUAUAUGUAUAUCCAACAUUUUAUAUAUAUGUGUAACUUCAAGCUUCUCAUA
Molecule: messenger RNA, 1128 nt
Organism: Salvia splendens (bonfire salvia)
Lineage: Eukaryota; Viridiplantae; Streptophyta; Magnoliopsida; Lamiales; Lamiaceae
Exons: 1
Coding region: 268-957 (229 amino acids)
Molecular function (GO): protein binding
Source: RefSeq, a predicted model, not a curated record